This is a messenger RNA of Octopus sinensis (East Asian common octopus), 396 nucleotides long. RefSeq names its product ADAM 17-like protease. The record is from RefSeq and is a predicted model, not a curated record. Gene Ontology annotation, biological process: membrane protein ectodomain proteolysis; Notch signaling pathway. Gene Ontology annotation, molecular function: metalloendopeptidase activity. Lineage: Eukaryota; Metazoa; Mollusca; Cephalopoda; Octopoda; Octopodidae. Gene Ontology annotation, cellular component: plasma membrane.
AUGAAUGACAUGUCUAAUCGGAUGGUUCGGUCAGUGGCUCAAGGGACACGCUGUCCUCUUCUUUUAGUGGCGGAUUCUAAGUUUUUUGCACGUGUAGGCAAAAGCAAUAUUCAUAUCACUGCUAACUUCAUGGUUGUUAAGUAAACUUAGUGGUAGAUGAGUCUGAUCGCAAGAGUCAAUCAAAUAUUUAUAUCCACCGACUGGCCGGGCGGACAGAAAUAUGGGCUAGAAAUAUCUUCUAUAAUUAGAGAAUUGGGACACAGUUUUGGGGCUAAUCACGACCCUGAUCCGAGUGAAGAGUGUUCUCCUUUAUCUGCACGCGGGGGAGCAUUCAUUAUGUCGGCCACUUCCCAUAUGGGAUUUGAUGUUAAUAAUUGGGUUGUUUUUUCUGACUAA